This is a messenger RNA of Oikopleura dioica, 462 nucleotides long. The record is from the annotation of a GenBank genome assembly. Lineage: Eukaryota; Metazoa; Chordata; Appendicularia; Copelata; Oikopleuridae.
AUGACACUUAGAUUUGCAUUUUGGAUUUUUGCUAUUUUUACAUGCGCCGAAGCCGUUUCACAGAGUGAGCCUUUCGAGCUCGAGCUGCCCGGCGAUGAACUCGAGUUUGCGGACCCCGUGCUGGACAUCAAGGAGAGCCUCAUUCUAAUUCGAGAAGAGCAGGAACGUCAACUUGAAGUCUUCAACCAGACCUUGAAGGGAUUUAAAGACGAAAUGGCCGACCAAAUUGACCAAGCUUAUGCCGUUUUCAACGAUCUGAUUCAACGAACUGAAGUUCAUCUUAGCAAGAAGCUCUCUCGAAAAUUUCGCGCGCAGAUGGGUGACCAUGGCGACUUCGGAAAUCUGGAGAAGAAGAUUGAGAGAAUGCUGAAAAGUCAAGUCCGGAGAGCUUUUUCACGGGUCCAGAAGGAUUUAUCGAAUGAGAAGCGGCUGGAAACAGAGCCGCAGACAGUUGAGCACUGA